Macrobrachium nipponense is the source of this 1290-nucleotide messenger RNA. RefSeq lists its product as uncharacterized. The coding region runs from base 1 to 1023 and encodes 340 amino acids. The record is from RefSeq and is a predicted model, not a curated record. The transcript has 4 exons. NCBI's taxonomy places the organism in Eukaryota, Metazoa, Arthropoda, Malacostraca, Decapoda, Palaemonidae. Gene Ontology annotation, molecular function: structural constituent of cuticle.
AUGGGCCUCAAUGAGUUCCUGAAGAUGGUUGACAAUGUCCACCUGGACCGCAAGUCGACUGAGACUACACAACCACCCUUGGCAGCGGCUGCCCCACAACCUCAGCAGACCGACACACACACGGACUGUGCUUCAGAGGGCCCCACCACCCCCAUACACCGCUACCAGAGCUUCAGAAUCGAACUCACGGCCACCAAGGUGGCAGGUCAAGACCAUACUGAUCACGCCACUGAGGCACUGUGCAUACACAUCAGUACUGCCAAUGAAGACGGAGAGUCAUCUGAGAAACUCUCCGGACUAGAAUCCCUGUCAGGCGUCAUAUGGCGCUUCAGCGGUUUCGACAAGUUCGAUUCCCUCCACCCUCGUUUAGGUGCUAGCAUUAGCCGCUGUGGCAGGAGUGGGCGCACGUUCAAGCGAUACGUGCACCCAGCCGGCAACAUAGGAGAAUCAGGCAUCGUACGAAAUGAUGGAACUACCGAAAUCUUCACCCCCGAAUUCGCCCAUGACAUCUUGAUGAUCGGACCCGCUGGUAUCAUCACCAAGUCUGGCAGGAACGUACAGCUCACAGAAGACCUGCGCUUGGUGGUCCCAACUCGCGCCAAGCGAUCUCCCACCAGCUACAAAGAUCCAAGAGGUACCAUCGGCACUGCUGGUAUCCAUCGCCCUGACGGUUCCACCGAGCUGUUCACCCACGACUUCGCCCACGACAUCCUGCUCAUAGGACCUGCUGGAAUCGUCACGAAGUCUGGCAGAAACAUUCAGAUCACAGAAGACUUGCGUCUUGUAGUCCCUGGACUCCCAGCAAUGCCAUCUCGCAAGAAGAGGUCUCCCACGAGCUACAAGGACUCCAGAGGUAUCAUAGGUACUGCUGGUAUCCUUAGAAAGGAUGGAUCUACAGAGCUGUUUACCCACGAAUUUGCUCACGAUAUCCUGCUCAUUGGGCCUGCUGGAAUCAUCACCAAAUCCGGUAGAAAUCUCCAGCUCACAGACGACUUUCGUUUAGUGACACCAGUUGUGGCAUAAUUACCAACUGGGAACAGUGUCCAGUUCAACUCAAAGUCUUUCAGCAUUAAUUACUGUAUAGGCACAGUGUCGCCUCUGCUUUCUUCCUUAGAACUGACGUGAUCAUUCGACUGAGUUCAACACUGCUCUGACCACCAAACCAAGUUUAAAAUCUUAUUUCUUAUUCUUUUCUCCAAACGUGUCAAACAAAUUUAUAUUCUAGUUUUUCCUCACUGAAAUUCAUAAUUUUCAUCAUCAAAUACAUUUUACUCUCCAGCCCAUAUGGCU